Messenger RNA from Cryptosporidium ubiquitum, 1404 nucleotides. Its product is annotated as N-myristoyltransferase. The record is from RefSeq and is a predicted model, not a curated record. The coding region runs from base 1 to 1404 and encodes 467 amino acids. Lineage: Eukaryota; Apicomplexa; Conoidasida; Eucoccidiorida; Cryptosporidiidae. Gene Ontology annotation, cellular component: cytoplasm. The transcript has a single exon. Gene Ontology annotation, molecular function: glycylpeptide N-tetradecanoyltransferase activity. Gene Ontology annotation, biological process: N-terminal peptidyl-glycine N-myristoylation.
AUGAGUAAUGGAGCUCCGGAAAAUUCUGAAUCUUCGAUCUCAAAUACUAAGAAGAUUACAAAUCUUCUAAAAGAAAUGAGUUUGGGAAAUCUGAUGAAUACAGCAGCAAACGUAAUUAAACCACAUAAAUUCUGGAAUACCCAACCAGUUGUUCAGAAUGAUGAUGAUUCCUUGGAUGAUUAUUCUUUUGGACCAAUUGAAAUUGAGCCUGACUCUUUCAGAAAGGAAAUAUACAAACUCCCUGAUGGUUUUUCUUGGUUCGACUGCAACUUAUGGGAUAUAGAGUCGCAAGAUUUUGAAGAUACCUACCAGUUAUUAAAAAACCACUAUGUUGAAGAUGACGACUCGCAAUUCAGAUUUAAUUACUCAAAGGAAUUUCUUAGAUGGGCUCUUUGUGUUCCUGGACAAAAAAAGAACUGGCUUGUUGGAGUUCGAGUUAAUGAAACAAAGAAGAUGGUAGGAUUUAUAUCAGCAAUCCCAAUCAAAGUUAGAAUCCAUAAUACAAUCAUGAGCACUUGCGUUGUUAAUUUCCUUUGUGUUCAUAAAAAGCUUAGAUCUAAAAGGCUUGCUCCUGUACUUAUUAAGGAAAUUACCAGAAGAGUUAGAUGCGAAAAAAUGUUCCAGUCAAUUUAUACUUGUGGAAAAAACAUUACUAAACCUUUUACUAUAGGUACCUAUUGGCAUCGUGUAAUUAAUGUAAAGAGAUUAUUAAAUACUGGUUUUAUUGGUGUCCCAAAAAAUAUGACCAUGAGUUCUUUAAUUAAAUAUCAUCGUAUACCCAGUGAUAAAAGACUAACAGGUUUUAGGCCCUCUGUGGAUUCAGAUGCAGAUAAUAUCUUCAAGUUGAUGGAAAGUUACUUUAAGAAAUAUAAAGAUGUGAGUGAUGAAACCAUGGAAAAUUUAGUUAAUUUUGAUGACAUCAACCAUUCAAAAGAGCUUGGAAAGCAAGCAUACAUUAAACUAGACAAAAUUCAAGACCUUGAAAACAAAAUUGUAAUUCACCAAUGCUUUAGUGUUGAAGAUAUCAAACACUACUUUACCAACAUAGAUAAUGUUAUUGUGACUUAUGUUCGAGAAAAUAAAAAUAAAGAGAUUACUGAUUUGUUUAGCUUCUUUAUUAUAGAAUCCACUGUUAUUAAUAAUGAAAAGUUUCCAACAAUCAAAAUUGCAUAUUCAUACUUUAAUGUUGCAAAUACCUGUUCAAUAACAGAAUUAUUUAAUGAAAUGCUUAUUACUGCCAAAGAUAAGGAUUGUGAUGCUUUGAAUGCACUGGAUUUGAUGCAAAACUCGCAAGUUCUUAAAGAUCAUAAAUUUAUUAUAGGUACCGGUAGAUUACGAUAUUAUAUAUUUAACUGGAAAAUACCUCAAAUCUCACCUUCUAAUGUUGGUAUUGUAUUAUUUUAG